AACUUACACUAAACGUGUUUUUGGGCAGCUGGGAAUAAAGUUUGCAUCUUUCCGCGUAUGCCUACAGUAUGAUGUUGCUGAGUGUACAGGGACAGACCACUGGCGGUGUGUUGAGCUGGUUUCUUCCUCACGUACCGUGGGGCCGGUUCUGGUUUGGUCGCGUGUCGUGCAGUGUCCGUGAUCACGUGACUGCCGCCGCAGCCGAAGGAGAGCGGAGAGCGCUUCAAGGAGAACGCCUCAUUCGCGCAUCUUUAUUUGACAGCAUGCAAUUCAUAAAAAGUGGAAAAAAUGAUUUUGAACGCUGAGUGUUAACGCGCUCGUGUGACGUGUGUUGUGCUGCGGAUGAUGUGUCACGCAUGAAUAUGCUGCGCUUUAUUCUGGACUGCCUGCGGCCGGCACGAACGCGCGCUGCAGCCGCUACAAGGGACACGGAGCUUGAGGCUCAGGUCAACACUUCACAUGAUCAUGAAAUCAAGGGUCUGCAGGAUGAGGUGCACAUGGAACAGGAGACUCUUCAGACAGUCAAGGCUUUGUGCCGUAACACACAGGAGACUGUGGAGAUGCUGGAAGAGAGGAAGACGCAGCUGAAAGAAGAAUUGAAGAUGAUCUAUAACCUCCAGAAACAGGAGAAAGAAGUGUUGCAGUCACUGCAGGAGGAGCAGCAGGAGCUGGAGCAGACGGUGCAGCAAUAUGAUAUGGAGCUGUGUGCCGCGGCUGAAGAUCUCCUGCAGCUCCAGCGGGAAGUGGCUUACGCCAAAGCACAUGCAGAAAGCCUGCAUCUACGGAUCACUCCGCUGCAGGACUUAUUCGAGGAGAUUAUACAGGUCACAGUUAAAAAGAAGCUGGCUGAGCUGGUUGCUGGACUCAUAGCCGGUGAAAGUUCAAUGAAUGAGAUGACAGAAGAUCCUUGUGCAGUUUUGGAGCAGGAGUUGGAAGCAAGCAUGGAUGUUGUAGAAAGCGAGUGUAAUCAUGUCUACAUUGAGAAGAAUACAUCCAAACCAGAAGGAGAGGAAGUGAACGAUGUUGAGCAGGAGAACACUGUAGAAGAGCUUCAUAAAAUGCAGUAUUCAAUGGAGAACUUGAAGAGCAGUGGCUCAUCGUCUUUCACUGAGAUCACACUGACAGAGGUCAAAGAAGAGGAUGUUAUGUUCAGAUCAACCACUCCACAGUCUGACUCUUCUGACAUAGAGAAGGAAGACUUUGAGAUUAUUCAACCUUGUCAGGUGACAAACAGACAGUUCGACUUCUUCCAUCCAAACCCCUUCACUGAUGGUGAUGUAUUUGGAGAUGACCAUUUUCCAAAAGUUGAUGUGACAGAGCAAUUACCCAGGGACCCAUUUAAAGGCACAGACCCAUUUGCCUCUGAUGCUCUCUUGGUCAACAUGCCAGAAGAAGAGCACUAUCAGGAUGAACUCAUCCCUGCGGAGGACAGUCUUCCAGAAGCUAUACACUACCCUCGUCAAUCCGUCGUUAAAGACUACGGUACCUUUAACACUCCCGUCAACAUGCCGCCAGAUGCUGAUUGCACACAGUCCACUGGAAAGCGUGAUAGUGGUGUGUCCAUGUCCAAUGAAAGUAGGAGUCUCAAAUCAGGCAGCGAUGUAGAUUAUGAGUUUGAUGCGAAUGACACACAAGACCAAAAUUGUGAUGACAUGCUACCAGAUCAAUCAAACGAAGCUGCCAGCCCUCAGUUCAAUGAAGAGUGUGUCCACGAUUCAGACUCGAGUCACAGUUCUACAGUGUUUAAUUCCAUCGAUGCUGAUUCCAAUGUAUUCGCUGAAGAGGAGGAGGACAGGGUUGACAUUCAGGCUGGAUCUGGUUUAAGAGUGAACUCACUGUGUGGUCUACAGAGCAUCAUUGCAGGCUCCUACACUGGGUUUCCUCUGAGUCCAUGUGAUCCACUUCCAGGCGAGUUCCAGAAAACCUUUGAACAACAUAUUAUCGCUUCUGAACAAAAUGCCGCCAAUGACAAAGAACUCGAAAAAACUGAGAGUUCGUCGCCAGAUAAUAGUCCAGGUCCUCUGGGUGAACAGUUGCAUGAUAAAAAUAGUAAUCCCUCCAGCUCUCCUUGCGUUUCUCCUUCUCAACCUUCUGCUUUAGACGUGUACGACUAUAAAUAUGGAGAUAUGUUCUUCUUCACUGUGAGAUUAGAUCCCGGUAGCCCUGAACUACACAAUCAAAGUCCAGUUUGUCCUGAGCCAAAUGAUGCAAAGAAAGAUGAGUCCAGUGAUGCCUCUUUGAGCCCUGAAUUCAAUAACGUAGAUGAACUUGAAUGUGCCAGUCCAAAGCCUGAAGACACAGAACAACACAGCCACAUCACCAACGACCUGAACGAGAUUGCGACAAACAUUGACUCUCCCAAACAUGAUGAAAUAUUAGUACCUGAUUCUGAAAAGGUGGUUUUGCAAAUUCCAAGUGUCACAUUUGAGGAUUCAAAUGCUUGCCAAAGUGUGCUUGAUUCAGAAUGGAAAGACCAAUGGAUGGCAAUUCAAGAUGUAGCCGAACCUGUUCCUGAUCCAUUCAUCCAUGACACAGAAAGCAACCCACCAAAUUCUACAACUCAAGACCUCUUUUGUCUUUUCAGUGACACAGAAACAUCAACUACUGACCAGUUUUAUCCUAAUGAGCAGCUCAGCCCUGAAUCUGGCAGUUCCCAACACAAACCUUCUUGCUCUGAAGGCUCAGCCAUGAGUAAACUUGAACUCCAGUAUUUUGACCCAUUUUGUCCCAUACCUACUGAGCCGGUCAAAGGUGUAUCUGAAUUAGAAGAAUUGAAUACUGUUAACACAUUUUGUCAUGAAGCUCCAAGACUAGAUUCUGGUUAUCAUGAAGUUGGUACUCCAACCCCUUUUAGUCCAGAACCUGCUGACAGAACCAAGUGCAGCAUUGAUCUUCAAGGCCCAGGUCUAGAAACCAGGAAGCAGAGCAACUCUGAAAUCCACGUCCCUGAUCCAUUUAGUCCCGAAUCAGUCGAUACAGGGAUAUUUGACUCGGAAACAGAAAACUGUGAGUCUGGUUAUAUGAUAACUACUUGCCAGCUCUUAAGUCCUCAACCAGUUUGCACAGAUUUAAACAAUCUGGAGGAGAAGCAGAUAUCCUGCGACGUGCUAAGUGAUCAUCUCAGUGGGUCCGAACAUGAUGAUUCCUACCCCUUUGGUUCUUGCCCAUCUAAUGAAGAGAGCUACGCUUAUAGUAGUGGAGAAAAACUUAUUGAACCAAUCCGGGAAGUAUCUGAUGCUUUUGGAGAAUCCAAACCGAGCUCUAUAGUGUCAGAUGCUAGUGAUUCUUCUCAAGUAUUCCACUCUGUGUGGGGAAACUCUGAGAUGAGCUUUCCCAACCCCGAAGUGCUCGACCCAAUGAAAAACAACGUUUUUGAUUUUGACACAACAGAUUUUGGCUUAUUUGAACCCAACGUAAGCCAGGAAGCUGAAGAGGAUACACAUUGUGCUGGAAAAGUAGUGAAAAAUGCUGACCUUGCUGAAAUUGACUAUUUCUGCUCUGAGCUCAGUAAGAUGGUAUCCUCAAGUUCAUCUGAUUCUGUUCAACAGAGUGUCGCUGAGAUGUUAUUCGGCUCUGAACCCAACACCACAAGCUUUUACCCCUGGGAUUUCGAAAAGCCGCAACACAGUUGUUAGUGUUCACACCCCAUGUGCUUUAAUCUCAUUAAAUCACAGUUGCAUUUUCAUCUGACUUUAUGGGGGAAAAAAUAAGAAAAAAAGAGAGCAUUAACUGUCUAAGUGUAAACGUUUGUAAAUGUCAAAGUGUCUAAACUACAUGUGACUCACUUUUGUAGCUGCAUUUCUAACAGUUAGUUAUGUAGCGUUUCCUUUAUUUUAUUUAUUUAUUUUCAAAUGUCAGUUAUAACCAAAUACUAACUGCUGAUAUGUAGCAUAAUAAAUAUGUAACAUUUUAAACUUCCUCUGCUGGACUUUGGAGUUAUGUCCAUUCAACAUGAAUGCUGAGAUUAUUUUCAGUAAAUGCAUUUGGAAGAAAUGUGAUUACAAUGCAGUGCAUGUAUCUUAUGUGUGUGUACAGAUAAGUAACAUUUAUCAACAAAAUAAUUAUUUUAGUAAAUGGACAGAUGUGGAACAAAACAAGACUUCCAAGUUAUUUAUUUAUAUUUUAUUUAUUAUUAGUCUUGUGUAUUUUAGUUACUUUAUGUGCAAAUUUCACUGAGAUUUUAUUUGUAUGUUGUGCUCAAGCAACUGCACCUUAAGAUGAUUUUCCCCAAAACACAUGAAGAAACAUUGCUGCAUGACUGACAUUAAAAAUCACUUAUUACUUCAAAAUUAUUACAGUAAUACUACCUCAAAGCAGUUUCAUCAUGUCAGGUAGAACACAGAGGUCAGGGAACUGUUCUGUCAAAUGAAGUCCAGGCCAUACAUUUACCAUUUACGGUGUGAUAAACAGAGACAUUACCAUGGCUAAAUUAGUUAAUGCUAAUCUGAAAAGGUCAUCUAUCAGUUUAGUCAUACAGUAACAAUAUUUUAUCAAAACAACUAAAGAAGGAGCGCACAAACUGAACUUUAGCUUACCUGUCGAGAAGAAAAAUUUGUCGUAUCGAUUAAAACCACAACAUUCUAUCAAAUUUCUCCAUGUUCACUGUAAAAAAGUUCUCACCAGUUUCAACUUAAAAACCUAAGUUCAGCCUUAAUAUUUUAAGAUAAAUCAACUUAAGAACUCAUUACAAUAAAAUGAGUUAAAAUUACUCAUAAUUUUAAGUUGAUUUAGCUUAUGAGUUGAAAUGACUUGCAUUUUUAAGUUGAUUUAUCUUAAAAAUUUUAAGGCAGCUGCUGAAAGUUUUUAAUUUCAAACUGGUGAAAACUGUCAGUGUUUAUCCUUGAUUUACCCCAUUGUCUGCAUUUAAAUGUCUGUCAUCUGAGAAAACCUUUUCAGGUCUUUAAGUUUCUACUAUCAAACUGAAAAGUUGAUUUAGGUGUUUUGAUUAGGUGACAUACAAAAUGGGUACUUCAGUUUCAGGAUUGGUAGUCAUUAUUGCAGAAAACAAAGCAGAUAUACUGUAGAAGAUGAAUCAGUGGCUGUAUAUGACAUGAUAUUGAAACAUGUUGCAGUGUUUGCUACUGACUUAAAUGAUAGUUAAAAACACUAAACUAAAAGAAAAAUCAAUUUAAUGUUAUGGUGGUUAAACCAAAAGUAUGUUUACAUGUCAUCAUAAUAAUAAUGUGACUGUCUGUUACAAAUGUGAUCAUGUUACAAGUGUUUGGAGUCUGAAAAAUGUAUACCUUGCAUACGAAAUGGUACCAAGGUAAUAAAAACAAAUUGUGGCCUCAUUUUCAUCUCCAGUUAUAUACGCAGCUUGCACACAUUGGACAUGAAAGAAUGUGGUUGACACCUAGGUUGAGUUUACAAAACAGAAUAAAUAAAUUACAUAAUUCAAGAGGGAUGUAAAGGCUUGCAUGCUUCAGAUAAUGAAAGGUAACAGGUAAAUGAAUACAACAGCACAGGUGAAAAUAUAUACCCUUAGAAGAAGCCAGAGCUAAAGAUGUCUGCAGUACAGGCCUGGCAGAGCAUAAAACUCUGGUUGAAGUCCAUGGGUUCAAGCAGUCAUUGCAUGCUAAGAAAAUGGAACAAAGUACUCACUUAAUUUACUAUUACUCACUUAAUUGUUUCUGUUAAAUGGAGAGACCAAAAUGUAUGAAAAUUCCUCUUAAUAAAAUCUGAAAAUGUAAAUUUGUAACUAGUCGAUUAUUUUCUCAAAUCUAAAUGUGUUGUAAAAUAGUUGGAUUUAGAUUUUAGGUAAUAAUGCUGUAAAUAAUGUUCAAGCUCUUGCAGGACUGAUCAUUUUGCUUUAUAACAGAGCCCUGCAUGGGCCUUAAAUAUAAGCCCUAGCCCGGCCCUUGUCCAACAGUUUAUCAGAAUCCCCCCCCCUUCUCCCAAAACAGCUUAUACUACUGUUUCAGCUGUUAAAAUAGUUCAGUUUUGUAUGUAAUGGCAAAGUGUCUAUAUUUUGUUUGGUUUUUUUGUUAAGUUAAUUUAGAAAAACACUUGAAGCAUUUUUUGUUCGUUAAAUGUAAGUUUUUGUUUUUUAAAGUAACGACCAAACGGCCAGUGGAAGACUGAUAAUAAUCUGUUAGAUCAAUUUUGCCUUCUUAAAUCAUCACGACUACAACAGUUCAGGUCUAAAACAAUGUUAGUUCAAACGUUAGAUAAAUGUGCGCUAUUAGGCGCAUCUCCAAUCAUUUGCAGGACAUGGAGGCGCCAGCGCCAUCACUAUCAUUAUUUAAUUGGAAACACUUUAAAAUAUUCCGUUAUUUUUGCCCAUAAAGGUAAGAGUAAUACAUAAUUCAGAACUGUAAAGGGUCUACUUUUAUGUGUGUGCACUCACAAUAACAAUCAAAACGUUGCAGACGGUGCUUUUAUAAAAUAAAGAAAACAAACAUGAUGCGCUUUCUGUCAUCUCAACAGGAGUGCUUUACAAAAAUGAACCGAAACUCAGCGAAUGACAGACAUGAUAAAUAUAUCUAUAGAAAGUUUUAAAUGAUUACUUAAAGAAAUAAAUCAAAAACAAAGCUCUUUCAUUAUGUAAGUGAAAGUGAAAGUAAAGCCUUGUGUUGUUUCCACCAGGGUGGAUUUUUUUUUCUGUCAUCAUAAUUGGUGGAUGCCUAAAAUAAAAUAAAAAAAAAAUGGAGAAGCCUAAAACAGACCCGAAGCCCGUCCCGCGUCAGAACUAUGAUGUGAAAACUGGCGUAAAAAGUUGGGGCCCGUCGGGCUCUGGCUGAAAUGUAGGGCUCUACUUCACAAGACCUCAAUAUAACAUCAGGAGCCUCGGCCAUGAGUAUUAUUUUUGUCUUGCCUGUAAAUGAAUGUUUUUGACUCUCAAAGUGUUGACUUGCAUUUUAUAAAUCACCAAGGACCAAGGUUUCAGUAAAACGUCUUUACUGUUCUACUGAAGAAAACAAUUCACCUGCAUCUUGGGUGGCAUAAGGGUGAGUAAAUUAACAGCAAACUUUCAUUUUUGGGUGCUCUAUUUUUUUUUUUUUAA
This is a messenger RNA of Labeo rohita (rohu), 7003 nucleotides long. RefSeq names its product microtubule-associated protein 1B. NCBI's taxonomy places the organism in Eukaryota, Metazoa, Chordata, Actinopteri, Cypriniformes, Cyprinidae. The record is from RefSeq and is a predicted model, not a curated record. The transcript is spliced from 9 exons. The coding region runs from base 357 to 3635 and encodes 1092 amino acids.